Molecule: messenger RNA, 2021 nt
Organism: Phialemonium atrogriseum
Lineage: Eukaryota; Fungi; Ascomycota; Sordariomycetes; Cephalothecales; Cephalothecaceae
Product: 2-oxoacid dehydrogenases acyltransferase-domain-containing protein
Exons: 2
Coding region: 111-1604 (497 amino acids)
Cellular component (GO): cytoplasm; mitochondrion
Molecular function (GO): acetyltransferase activity; lipoic acid binding
Source: RefSeq, a predicted model, not a curated record
GACUCUUGCAACGACUCGCUCCCGCGAGGAACAAUCCUUUGACCUUCGAGUAGAAGAACUCUCCAUUGAACUGGAAAUGUGGGAGACAUUCACGAUCAAUCGCACAAACGAUGUUUCUCCAACGAGGCUCUCACGCUAUCCGACAACAAUGGCGCCUCUACAAUGGUCUGAAGCUGGUGGCGACCGCCGCAGGGUCCGGACGGUACCCCGCUAGGGGAUUCCAUUCAACCCAACAGUUCCGGGUCGUGAAGCCCGUGUUGCUGGCCGACAUUGGUGAAGGCAUCGUUGAAUGCGAAAUCAUCCAAUGGUUCGUCGAGGCCGAGGCACGGGUCGAGGAGUUCUCGCCGCUGUGCGAGGUCCAGAGCGACAAGGCCUCCGUGGAGAUCACAAGCCGCUUUGCCGGCGUCGUCAAGAAGCUCUACUACGAUGCCGGGGAGAUGGCGAAAGUUGGCAAGCCGUUUGUCGACAUUGACAUUCAGGGCGAUGCAAACCCGGAAGUUCUCGAGGCGCUCACGCCGGCCGAGCCGAAGCAGGAGGCACCGGCAGCGGCUAAACAGAGCUCACAGCCCGGUGCAAGCCCAGGCACUACCCCAGAAAACAAAGGCACCGCCAGGGAAGAGGUCAAUAGGGGUCAAUGGCAAUCCCAACAGCAGCAGGGAGAACAUGCUACAUUGGCAACCCCUGCGGUCAGGCAUCUAUCAAGGGAACUGAAAGUGGACAUCUCAAAAAUACCUGGAACUGGGAAGGGUGGCAGGGUAUUGAAGGAGGAUAUCUACAAGUUCGUCGAGGGCGGGCGUGUGGAAUCGAAAGGCGGGCCUACAAGCCCGCAGGUGGCACGUUCAGCGCCAGAGGCAGCUGCCGGCCCGCAGACGGAGACACCGGUGCCGUUGACCAAGACCCAAGAGCAAAUGUUCAAGGCGAUGACGCGGUCGCUCAACAUCCCGCACUUCCUCUACGCCGACGAGGUGGACUUCACGAGCCUGGUCGAGCUCCGCGGCCGGCUGAACAAGGUCCUCGCCAACUCGCCCGAGGGGUCGGGCGACGUGGGGAAGCUGUCCUACCUACCCUUCAUCAUCAAGGCCGUGUCGAUGGCGCUGUACAAAUACCCGAUCCUCAACGCGCGCGUGGAGAUCGACGCGGCGACCUCCAAGCCCGGCCUGGUCCAUCGCAGCCAGCACAACAUAGGGGUGGCGAUGGACACGCCGUCGGGGUUGCUGGUGCCGGUGAUCAAGAACGUCGGGUCCCUCAACGUCCUCACCAUCGCGUCGGAGCUCGUGCGCCUCCAGAUGCUCGCUAUGGCGGGCAGGCUGUCGCCACAGGACAUGUCGGGCGGCACGAUAACGGUCAGCAACAUCGGCAACAUCGGCGGCACGUACCUGUCGCCGGUGAUUGUGGAGCGCGAGGUGGCGAUCCUGGGCGUCGGCAGGAUGCGCGACGUGCCCGCCUUCGACGGCGGCUCGGACCGCGUGGUCAGGAAGCGCGUCUGCAACUUCAGCUGGAGCGCCGACCACAGGGUCGUCGACGGCGCGACAAUGGCCCGCGCGGCCGAGGUGGUGCGCCGCAUCGUCGAGGAGCCGGACGUCAUGGUGUUGCAUCUGCGGUAGGGUUUUUCUCUGCGGGGGUGUCAGGAGGGGCCGUCCCUUGGCUGGUGGCGUACGAACGGUGCCCUUGGGGAGGGGUAGGAGGUAGGGGGUAGAUGGUACGGGGUGAGGGUUGAAAAGGGAACCGGUGUGUUCUUCAUGUAUGGUCCCUCGAAAGGGAACGGGGCCGCAUGACUUGGAUCAUGGGACGUUUGGCUGUCAAUUAAAGAAAAGCAUGGCGGGCCGAACCAAUUGUUUCGAUUAGAGUAAUCAAUUGCCAACAAUCCAGGGCUGUAGAGCAUGAUGCAGCCUGCAGGCGACUCCUUUCGGGAGGAACGUGCCGUUACAUUGGUGCCCAACGCGACCCUGACCCGAGUUGACAAAAUUGGCCCGAUGGGAAGGAAGUGCGGAUGACGUAGAACCUUUAUUUGCGAAAGGGAG